GGUUAGCCGCCCAAGAAAGACAAAGGCUAAACGACACACCCCACUUGUUAUCACGAGGUGGAUAUGCAAAACUGGAGAAGAAACUGAGAAAGUCUAGAGCCGAUGCCUUGGGACUUGAGUCGCCUGACCUAGCACCUGCACCUGCUAGGUACGAGCUGUGGAAGGCUGCUCGGACUAAAUCUGAUGGGAACAUGACAUCUUCCUCAGCUGCCUUGAUCUCACAGAGAAUUGAUGAGUUGGUUGAGCAGCAGACUCAGGGGACAUUUGUUGGCCAAGGUAGGGACGACAUUCUGACAACGGCCAUUGGAAGGCCCGAGCACCCAGGACGUGUACGUGGAGUUCCAGGGGCGAUUGGUCUUCGUGACUAUUUUGGCCCUACACAGAAAACCCCCCAAUCAAUGAGUCAGGAGACACUGAGGCAGAUGGAUCUUCAGUGGGAGGAAAGACUCAACCAAAGCAUGAGAUCAAUGGAGCAACGAUUCAUGGAGCAGCUACAAGAACAAAAACAAAUACAAAGAGCGCUUGAAGAAAAGCUGCAUUCCAUGACGCAAGGCCACAUGGGGGCCGAUGAAACUCCCACAGCACCUCGUGUCAGCACUAGAGGAUCAUGCUCUGCUGUAGAACCCAAUGAGUAUAGCGGUCAAUAUGAGCUGUUGGUUGAUGGGGAUCCCCCACGCAUUGUGGCUGUCGGACGAGUGCUUGAGGGAGGGGAGACCAUUCAUGGUGUUGCCAUAUUACCCCAGCACGUGCGUGUGACCAUUGACGAGGUUCGGGAUCCCCAGGCUCAGGUGCCUGUACCCACUCCAGAAAUUAACUUUGUGGGGGAGGCCAUAGGAACAUUUAUUGCCUGGCCUAGAGCAUUGAUCAUGUCCCACAUCGCGACUCCACAGUUCACACGUCCUCAGAAGCAGCCAAUUCAUGAUACAGUCAUACAUGAAGAUGAUGACAUGGCUGAAGCAGAGGAUGAUCCUAUAUCAAAGUUAGUGACAAAAUUACCCAGAUUGAAGAAAGCAUCAUUACAACUAUACUGGGAUUUGAGGGUAUUUGGUCUUCCCCCACAUGUGCCAGUUUAUAUCACAUUUUCUGAUGCAUUGGAGGUGAUUGAGGGAGACAGGAUGUUGAAUAUUUCCAUCAUUCAGUUGUGGUGCAUGUACAUGGACACAAUCGUUGUAGACCAAGGUCGGUCUUCCAUGUACGGAUUUGUUGAACCUCAGACCAUUCAACCGUCUGGUAACACACUUCAAAACAGACAACAUUAUUUGCAAACAUGGAUGGAUGAGUCCAAAAGAGACAUAUACCUUGUGCCAUACAUUGACGGGUACGUGUUUUUAUAUGUGGUCAGUUUAUUAUUAUAGUUUCCUUAAUUAGUUGAAUAACUAUUUGUCCUUCGUGAUAGGUCUCACUGGCAGCUGAUGGUUAUCAUUCCCAAACAAUGUAAAAUUAUAUGGUUUUGUUCGUUGCACAGGAAGAUGAAAAAUGACUUGAGAACCAUGCUUCAAGGAGUUAUUGGUAAAUCUCGUGGUCAAUUGGUUCAAAUUUUGUAUCCAAAGUGUAACCAGCAGGUAGAUUCAUGGGAAUGUGGCUUCUAUGUGAUGUGUUGGAUUAAGACCAUCAUUCGAGCUGUCAUUACAGAUGACUGGAAUGAGCGCUUCAAGACUACAUCGCCUAUUGCAGAGGACACAAUUAACCAGAUAAGGCAGGAGUGGACCGCUUAUCUUUUACAAAGAUGGAGUUAGGAAUAGUUAUAUUUCUUCUUGAUUGAACAUUGUUUGGUUUUAGUUUUAUUUUUAUGUUAAUAGUUUGGUAGUGGAUUGAACAUUAAGUAGAAUUUUGUUUAUAUAAAACGCAUAUUUAUGUU
Messenger RNA from Vigna angularis (adzuki bean), 1858 nucleotides. RefSeq lists its product as uncharacterized. The record is from RefSeq and is a predicted model, not a curated record. The coding region runs from base 192 to 1355 and encodes 387 amino acids. The transcript has 7 exons. Lineage: Eukaryota; Viridiplantae; Streptophyta; Magnoliopsida; Fabales; Fabaceae.